This is a messenger RNA of Danaus plexippus (monarch butterfly), 1711 nucleotides long. RefSeq names its product serine/threonine-protein kinase S6KL (gene S6KL). The record is from RefSeq and is a predicted model, not a curated record. The transcript is spliced from 10 exons. Gene Ontology annotation, biological process: protein phosphorylation. Gene Ontology annotation, molecular function: ATP binding; protein serine/threonine kinase activity. The coding region runs from base 114 to 1364 and encodes 416 amino acids. Lineage: Eukaryota; Metazoa; Arthropoda; Insecta; Lepidoptera; Nymphalidae.
CUGAAUUUGUUUAUGGAUAAACUGUGAAUUUGGUGUAAACUUAUUGUUUGGUGAAAGAUACAUAAUUAUGAUUGUGAAUAUAAUAUAUUAAAUCAAUAGAACAGUUAAGAUUAAUGGGAAAUUUGAACAAUAAAACCAGUUUACAUACAAAUCAUAAACAAGCAGUUCAUUCCGUUCGUGACGGUCAAACGUUUACGAGUCAGUUCAGCUUGUCCCAUUUCGUCGGUAACCUCAGUGGGCGCUCCUUCGCCAGCGUAACGAGCAACCAGUCAGUAUACAGCGCAUCACGACCUUGGUCUCGGAUUUCUAGACGAAGAUGGAAUGAUGCUACCUUAAAUAAUCCGUUGGAAGCCAGCAAAACUGCAUGGCCAGUUGCUCAUAAGGAAUCAAUAUUCCUGCCAGAAUUUCCAAUAACGACGGAUCUACUCCAAAAAGACUUUGAAAUAGCACAUACAAUAGCUAAAGGUGCCUUCGGAGAAGUUUAUAAGGUGAAGAAAUUGAGUGAGAAUAAAGAAUAUGCUCUGAAAGUGUUGAAUAAGUCACAGGUAGUAAAUGACAACGCUGUCCGGCAAGUAAAGGAAGAGGCCAGAAUUCAAGAGGCGGUUGGACACCACGUGUUCAUUGCCGGAAGCGUGUCGCGCUGGCAGACCAAGAAAAGACUUUACAUUGUUUCAGAAUACAUUCCCGGUGGUGAGCUGUUAAAUUUAAUAGAAAAAUACGGAAAGUUGCCGGAGCAUCUGGUCAAGAUAUAUCUGGCUGAAAUAUCCAUAGCUUUAGAUUUCCUUCAUAACGCCGGUAUAAUAUACCGUGAUCUCAAGCCAGAGAACAUACUCUUAGACAAAGACUACCACAUACGACUGAUAGACUUCGGUCUUUCCAAGUGGCUGUCUAUAGGUUCUCGCACCACAACCAUCUGCGGAACCCUAAAAUACAUGGCCCCUGAGCUGAUGAUGAAGGAGCCUUACAGUCAUGCCGUGGAUUGGUGGUCGCUUGGAGUACUCGCGUGUUAUAUGUUAACCGGAGAGUUUCCAACGCCUGUCCUGCCGCGACAAGCAAAUGCGACGUCGAAUGGAAACCCGCCAUCAUCAAACGAUGUCAAUUCCUGCAAGAAGCCUGGAACUCUACCGGAAUGCGCCGAUCUCUCCAAGGCAGCUAGAACAUUACUGAUGCGAUUGCUGGAAACAGACCCCAGACAUCGAAUGAGAAGCCUAAGAACGCUUCAACAAUCAGCGUUUUAUAUGAAUUUCAAUUUCGAACACAUUAAAUCAAAAAAGAUAACGCCUAAACAUGUCUUGGAACAAAACACGCCUUUUUUAUUGGCCGAGGACAAUAAAAACAAAUUUAUAGGAUUCGAUCAGCCGUAAUAUACUAUAAUCGUUAAUAUAGAGAUUACAUCUCGGGCGCCAUUAUAGGGUAUAAGAAAGGAUAAACCAUAAUUAGAUAUGGAAACUAGUUGGACAUAAAUAGAACGGACCUGUUCCAGGAAUGCUGCAGCUGAUUACGACGGUCAAACCUAUUCUCAACGUAAUAUCGAUCGCUCUAAAAAAACUGUUUAGUCCUAUAAAGAGCUGUUUCAACUUUCAUGUCAUUUAAUUGAUAUUCUCUGUGCCUUUUUUUUUUUUAAUUUCUGUUUCCAAGGUCUAAAUCUAAAACGCCAAAUAAGAUUCUCUAGUUACCAUAGUAACUCAUUAAAGACUAUAUACAUUUUUAA